Molecule: messenger RNA, 2661 nt
Organism: Erigeron canadensis
Lineage: Eukaryota; Viridiplantae; Streptophyta; Magnoliopsida; Asterales; Asteraceae
Exons: 5
Coding region: 1-2661 (886 amino acids)
Source: RefSeq, a predicted model, not a curated record
AUGGCUUCAUCGUCAUCUUCUACUAGUUAUGCUAAUAACUCUAAUAAUAAUGAAUCUUCAUCUAAAUCUGGGUUUCGACACCCAGCUCCGGUAAGCGAUGUCAAGCUUCCACCCUAUGUUGUGGGUAGUGAAGUGGUUGUUAGCCCAGCCGAUCUUGAUACUGGGAUUUACCUUGAUUUUUGCAGGCAAAGAGAUAGGGAACAACAUCAGGAGAGUCAAGCUUCUUUAGCUACACCCUCAACCACCAUUUCCAAAUCCACCUCUAAAAGACCCAUUGUGGAGGACUUAGUGCCUCUCAAUGUUGCUAAAAAGAAAAGAACAAAGAGAAUUGCAUCAGCUUCAGAGGUUGACAAAACAAUAACUAUUAGACUUAAAGUCCCCCAAGGUGCAUUGGAAGUUGAGGAACGUUCCAAAGUUGACUCUGCCACCCAAGCUGAUAAGCUGGAUUCACCACGCCCAUCUGCACUCUCCCAAAAGAGUGUAGACGAGUUAAAGGGAACAACUACUUCUGUCCAACCCUCCAAACAGGGUGAAGGCAUUGAAACAAAGACCUCUUCCCAAGGUCAUACUAUGAGUCCACCAAAUUCACCAUCAUCAGCCUCCCAAAAGGUUGAUGAUACCAUUAAAGGGACAACAGUGGAUCCAGCCCAGAUCCAAAUAGAGUCAGAGUCUAUGCACAUUACUCCUGAGGAUGAUCAGCCAAAGGAUGCAAGUAUCGAACGCCUAAGUGACACUGCUUGUAUUCCCCAAGCUGGUCAGACUCCUUCUCUCUUACACUCUGAGUCUACACAGGCUGCAUCUACCCUUAACAUUACACCUGCAGGGAUAGAUACAGGCCUUAAUAACUCUCCCUCGGGAUACUUUGGGUUUGUGUCUGCAUCUGUCCUUGGACAGAGGGAUCCUAUAAGUUACACGGCUCUCUUUAGGGAGGUCAUGCUAUCCCCUUGUACAACAAAGGGAACCAUUGAUGGUCCUCACGAUGUCAAUGAGAAUAUAGUCACUAUCUCUGGAAGUGACUCUUUAUUCGAUGAUGUGUUUGCCCAUCCAUCAUCAAGGGAUGCUCUGAUGGAAGACGCCAAUGGAGGUGUUGAUCAAAACCAUAAUCAACAAAUUCCCACUGGCCCACAAUCUGAAUUACAAGUCAAUCCUUCUCAGAUUGUUCAGCAUAUCAUCACUUCUGAAAGAUCUGCUCAUGAGACUCACUCUCAUGAAAAAAUACACCAAAACUGCCUUAGCCUCCACCCCCUUCUAUAUGAGCCCAAUGACCCUGAUUUUAAGGAAUGCAGGCUGCUUUUUCUAAAGUCAGUGGCCUUUAGGCCAACUGCAAGUUCUUCCCAAGCUGCCACUAUCUCAUCCUUAGAUAUGAUCCAAAAGGAUCAGGAAUUGACGGAUAAGAAAGUGGAGAAGUUGUGCCAAGAUCACAAAGAAACUGAAGAAAGGGUGAUAAAGGCACUUGAGAAUAUGGAGAAGAGCCAGAGCAAGCUGACAGAGUCUCUUGAUCGGUUGACUAAAGCAAUGAUUGAACAAAAUGAAUUAAACAAGAGUACUCUGGGUCAGAUUGAGAAGAAUGCAACCAAGUUCACUAGAGAUGUAUCCAUUGAACUCAAGAAUUCCAACAAGUCACAAACUGAAUUCAAGAAAGAGUUGGUGGAUAUCUCUAAAGGUGUACAAUCUAACAUGGACAACCUUCAUAAUGAUUUUAUUGAUCUACAUAGAUCCUGGUCUGCAAACAACUUCAGAAUUGACAUGUUAAAUACAAGACUCAGUGGAAUCUUUACUACCCCAGUAAGCUCCUUCCCUCCUGAUGAUGACAAAAAGGGGGAGGAGAAAAGAAGUGAAAGGAGUGAGGCUGAGAUUGAGCAAGAAAGGAUUGCAGUAGAGAAAGAGACUGCUGAGUAUCUGAAGAAGUUGGAUGCAAGAUAUGCCAAGUCCAGAAGAGAAAGGGAGGCUAAUGAUAGAAGAAUGGUUGUGUAUGGCUCUAAUCCAAAUGUGGAAGCUGAGGAGGAGAUAAAAAGACCAGAAUCUGAGUCUGGUGGUAUAAGGAUUGAAGAAGUGAAUGAGGAAGCUGUUAAGGAGAGUGAUAACAUUGAGGGAGAGACAACUGAUGUUGUGAUGGAUUUUGUUGGAGAGAUAAGGAAGGAAUAUGGUGAAGAAGAAAGUGCUGAUAAAGGAAAGUCUUCACAAUCUGUCUCUGCACAAGCUGACCCAGCUGCAAAGAUAGUUGAAGCUAAUUCCACUUCAAGUGAUGACACCACCACAUUGAGCCAGUUUAUGAUGAAGAAAAGAGAAAGUGGUGAAGGCUCAAGUGGUGUGAAGGUCUUAACUCAAGAAGAACAAGACUGGGAGUUUGCUGCAGAGAAAGCACAAGAGAUGAAUGUAUCUAUCAAGGAUGCAUACAAAAUGAUUAUGGAAGACAGAUUGGAGAGAUUAAAACUGACAACUCUUGAAUAUGAUCGUGAACUGGCCAGAGCACUUCAAAAAACACUUAAUAAGGAAGAUGAAGAAGUAUUGCCAGUUGUAGGAGCAAAGAGAAAGGCUGCAGAUAGAAAAGAGAAGAGGAAGGUGGUGGUUCACUCCAAACCAUCACAGAAGGUUAAGGAUGUUAGGGAGAGUUCCAAAGCUCAUGCUGGAUGGGAAGCUGUGGAUAUAAAGAAAACAUAA